Messenger RNA from Effrenium voratum, 426 nucleotides. The record is from the annotation of a GenBank genome assembly. Lineage: Eukaryota; Dinophyceae; Suessiales; Symbiodiniaceae.
AUGGUGAAGAAGCGGCCAGCAAGCAAAGCUAAGGCCGCAGACAAAGUCAAGAAACCGCCCGGUGCCUACAACAAGCCCGUGAGUGCGAAAGCGUGGGCCGCAGACAAGCUGGCGAGAUCCAAGGGCCGAGUACACAUCUUCAACUCGACCCGGCCGCAUGGCAUGGAUGGCUGGACCAUGGACUUGAAGCAGUACAACUUGAUGCGGAAGCAUAUCUUGGAGUGCAUCAAGAAGAAGUCGGACGCGUCCGGGGCGGUUGCGUUGCAAUAUGUUGUGAACUCCGCUCAGGAGCGCUACAAGUCUCACUCGCUAUUCCCGAAAGGAAGGCUCACCAACUACGUGAGAUACACCAAGGUGGAUUUGGAAGCCCGGGGAGAGAUCGAGCGAAUGCCCGGCUCCGGGUCACAGCGAAUUCGCUUAAGAUGA